Molecule: messenger RNA, 4504 nt
Organism: Drosophila pseudoobscura
Lineage: Eukaryota; Metazoa; Arthropoda; Insecta; Diptera; Drosophilidae
Gene: Rich
Product: Guanine nucleotide exchange factor subunit Rich
Exons: 2
Coding region: 181-4434 (1417 amino acids)
Biological process (GO): retrograde transport, endosome to Golgi; regulation of GTPase activity; intracellular protein transport
Cellular component (GO): Golgi membrane; Ric1-Rgp1 guanyl-nucleotide exchange factor complex; cytosol
Molecular function (GO): protein binding
Source: RefSeq, a predicted model, not a curated record
UUUGGAGAUGUUUGCCAGCACUCAUAUUUGUAUACGCGUAAAUCGCAGAGAUUUUUUUGUUGUAUUGUAGGAAUGCUUUGUAAAAGUGCUAAUUAGUCGAGAUAAGACAUGUAAAAUUGGCCGUAUAAGAUAAAAUGUAAAUGCAGACACGACUUGCCGCAAUAACUUUUUACUCGGAGGAUGUACUUUCCAGUAGGCUGGCCCAAGCGGGUUAGUCUGGCACUGCCCGGAGAGAGUGCCAAUAUACGUCACAUCUGCUGUGAUGCCGUCAAAAUACUCGUUGCCGCCGUGGGCGAUGAUUUUCUUGGAAUCUGGUAUGCGAAUCCCCUGAUACCCAUUGCCUACUUUCGCAGGACGGAGGAGUCCCUGAAACAGUUUGGGACGAACCUCUUGAUUGUCUGGAAACCAGACUCUAGGCAGCUGGCUCUGCUCACCAGCGAGGGAGCUUUGCUGCUCUAUCAGCUGGACUUCGAUGCCAAUGGCAGUGGCAUACUGAUGCAGGUGGAUCCCCCAGCGGCCAGCCUCAAGAGGGACUCUGCGGAGCUGUUCAUAAAGGAGAACAUACCCCGGCUGAGCCUGAGGGAACUGUGCAGCGUCACCCUGGGAUCUGUCAUCACAACCGUCUGCUGUAUCAGCCUAAGCGAGUUGCUGCUGGCCACCCAAUCGUGUGAGCUUCUGCGUCUGCAGUGGACCCAACUGGAGUUGGCUGAGAACGAACAGGAGCUGCCUGCCCUGGCCUCCAUCAAGCUGCGCGACAUUCCUUUCUACGUUCAGCAACAGCAAGCGCCGGCCAAGAACUUCCCUCCUCUGGGCAAUGACUCGUUUGUGGCCUCCUUGGAAUACUCACCGUUCAUUGGAGGCUGUGCGGCCGUUUUCAGCGACCGACGUGCCGCCUUUCUGAUAGCCAAUCACCUAAAGUUCGAGACGGAUCACAUGCACGGCUUUUGGGUGCAGGACGUCGAGGAUGCGAGCGUCUGCAGCGUGAAUCACAAGUUCCGACUGCUGGCCUACGGCCAGGAAAGCUCGGCGGUCAAUGUCUAUGCGAUUGACGAUGCCACCGGAGGGUUAGAGUUUUCUCACCGGCUGACCCUCACAGAAAACGUGCUCCCUGGAAGCUUGGGCGCUGUAAAUGAACUCAAGUGGAGUCCCGAUGGUUGUGUUUUGGCUGUGAGCUGGGCCAAUGGUGGAUUGUCGCUCUGGAGCACCUUCGGCGCCCUGCUGAUGUCUACGCUGAGCUGGGACUUUGGCCUCAAUGUCGAUCUACUGAAACAGAAUCCCCUCAAGCUACGGCGCCUGGAAUGGUCCACGGAAGGCUAUCAGUUGUUUAUGCUCAUGAAAGAGGCGGAGAACCAGGCCAACAACGUUCUGCAGCUGCAGUUUGUGAAGAGUGCGCUCAGCAUGAAUCCCUGCAUGACGGCCAAUCCGCACAUCCUUCUGCAGGGCGAUGACUGCCUGUACAUCAAUCAGGGCAACAAUCUGGAGGAAACCUAUGGCGGCAACAAGUUUACAUUUCCCUCGAGCGGAGGAGCCGAUCAGCCGGAGGACGAUUGCCUGGAGCUCAAGCAUAGCUUGAACACAGGAAGCAUCCUGACCGAGAGCAAGUACUGGACCCUGCUGCAGCUGCCCCUGAACUAUGCAUCCACCAAUUGGCCCAUCCGGUAUGCUGCGAUAGACAAGGACGGUCUUCACUUGGCCGUGGCUGGGCGCACGGGGCUGGCCCACUAUUCCCUCAUGACCAGGAAGUGGAAACUGUUUGGCAACGAGUCGCAGGAAAAGGACUUUGUGGUGUCUGGCGGGCUCCUGUGGUGGCACGGCUUCAUUGUGAUGGGCUGCUACUCCCUGCUGGACAGAACCGACGAGCUGCGCUGCUAUCCUGCUGAAUGCAAGCUGGACAAUCAGUUUGGCCACAAGCUGCAGGUGCGGGCGCCUGUCAUCAGUCUUAAUGUCUUCCGCAACCAGCUGAUCGUGCUCACAGCAGACGGCAUCGUAAGCCUCUUCCACAUGUCCAAGAAGUCGGCCUACGCCAUAGACAUCGAGUGUGCGUAUGAGCUAGAUGUGAAGAGCAUCUGCAUCCACCCCGCCUGCAUUGUGAGCCUGACGGUGACCAACCUCAAGAACGAACUGAAGCCCCAGGGACAGCAGCAGGACCAGGCCGAGACGAUAAUCGUGAAUGUCUGCGGCCGCAUCCUGAUGAUACAACGCGAUGCCAACGAAAAUGUGCCCAACACGCUCCUGGCCACCUGCCUGGCCAGCUGCGUCGAGUGCUUCUGGCUCUCCCAUACCCUGGAGCGGUGUGCGAUGAGGGAUUGCCUCUGGCUGUACUCGGGAGCGCACGGAAUGCGCGUGUGGCUUCCCAUUCUGCCGCCUGGUCGGGAGAGAAGAGAGCAGGGCGGCGCCCAGCGACUGCACAGCUUCAUGUCGAAGAGGAUCAUGCUGAGUUUCCCCCUCAAAGUGUAUCCGCUGGUGAUCCUGUUCGACAAUGUGAUUGUGCUGGGAGUGGAGAACGAGAGCACUCUGUACACCAACGAGUCGACGUCCCAUUUCUCAGUGCCGUUCGCCCUGAUGGAGCGCAAGUCACAGAUCUACCUGCACAAGGUGUUACGACAGCUGAUCAAACGGAAUCUGGGAUACUCUGCGUGGGAGAUCGCUCAAUCGUGCCGCGCUUUGCCUUAUUUCCCACACGCCCUGGAGCUGCUGCUGCACGAAGUUCUCGAGGAGGAGGCAACCAGCAAGCAGCCCAUACCAGACGCUCAGUUACCAAGCAUUCUCGACUUUAUCCGCGAGUUCCCCGUCUAUCUGGAGACCAUUGUGCAGUGUGCCAGGAAGACGGAGAUUGCCCUGUGGCCCUAUCUCUUCUCAAUGGCGGGCAAGCCUAAGGAACUCUUCCAGCUCUGUCUGCAGUCGGAACAGCUGGACACUGCGGCCAGCUACCUGAUCAUCCUGCAGAACCUGGAGCCGUCGGUGGUCAGCAAGCAGUACGCCACAAUGCUGCUGGACAUUGCCUUGCAGCAGAGAAAGUGGGAGCUGGCCAAGGAUCUGAUUCGCUUCCUUAAGGCCAUCGAUCCGAACGAGAUCGAUUCGCCGCGCUCCUCGAUGGUUGUCAACGUGAAGAUUGCACCACCGCCGCAGGUAAACACCCAGCAGCAGGUCAAUCAGAAUGCAGAUGCCUUUAACAUGGUACUGGGCCCGAUUGCCAGGGAGCGGAGUUUCUCCACCACAGUGACCAGUAACCUGCCCAAGGACAAGCAGGCGGCUGGCUCUGGAGGCGGAAUGGCAGUAACACCCAUCGGCGAAACGAGCAGCUCGGGGGCGCCUUCGGUCGUGCGUCGGCGAUCCACGAAGCAACGGGAAACGUUCUGCAUUGACCUGAUCCUGCAGCGACAUGCCAGACAGUUGCUCCAGAACUACAAGCUCAUGGAUCUGGGCUAUAUGUGCGCAUAUCUGGAUUUCCAUUUGGUCACCUGGCUAUCGCAAGAGGCAGAGCGGACAGCCAAGCUGGACGAUUUCGCUUGCGCUCUGCAGGCUCUCCACGAAGAACUACAGCUGCCCAGUCCGUUUCCACCAUCGGGCAAGGAUGAAUUUGCCCAGCUAAGGGUAACCCACCGGCAGGCGGGCGGGGGUUCAUCGCAGACCUCCGAGUCUGGCUACUUUAGCCUGGCCACGCCCAAUGGAGCAGCAACGCAGUCGCCCCAGCUGCAGCCCAGCAUUAAGGAGGAGGAGGAGCUGCAGCACAGCUCGCUGCCCAUCUUGAAAGCUCGGUCCAGCUCGCAGUUGUCCUUCGACAACUUCCGCUACCGCAGACUGUACUCUCUGCCGGCUUCCGAGGACGACCUACUGGCCGAUCCGCUGCCUGAAAAGCUGUCUAUCAAACUGCGUUACCUGCUCCAGCUGUUCAUCGAGGCCAACUGCACGGACUACGCCCUGGUGCUGUCCAUACUGCUGCAGGACGCCGCCUCAAUCUCCCGGAUAGUGAAUGUAAUCAUACGCAGCGAGUCGGUAAACUCCUGCAAGCGAACAGAGGCGGCUCUGAAGCAGCUCAGCCAAUGGACCUUCGAGCACAAUGGCUCGCUCUAUCGAGGCUUCGUGAUGACGCUGCAGCCACACAUCUAUCUGCUCGAACAGUACAUCCAGUCGCUGGGGGACGCUUCCUCCUCUUCCAGCCAUGACGCCAGCGCCGGAAAUGAUUUGACGGCUGACUCCGCGGCCGUUCUGAAUAACGACGAAAGCGACUUUGUGCCAAAAUUGCAGCAGGCGAAUGGAAAUCAGUGGAAGACGGACUUGAUGCCGGCACACCAGCGACUGACGCGGCAUGCCAGCCUCGAGUCCAACGGCAAUGCAGGUCCAACAUCCGGCGGCUCUGCUCAGUCCACGCCCACGCAGCAGCGGCAGCUCCGGCAGAACAGUCGGGAUCGGGAAGGCUGCCGCCUAAUGUAAAUCACAUACUCGAUGCAAAGACGUAAACCCGUACAUAUGUACAUUAAUGUAUGUUUUGUAACUUUUGCGG